UUAAGUUUGUUGGUAGAAAAAAAUAUUUCGAGUAAAUAGAUGUUUAGCCAGAAUGAUGUCAAUGAUAUACCAGAAUCUCGAGUUCGGGAGAACAAGGUCGGGAUUUGUGGUUUAUGAUUGCUCUUUCAAUGUCUGUCAUGAACGCAUCUCAGUAAGAAAUCAUGCAAAGGGAAUGCUUAGGAAUGUCGAUGGAGGCUAUACGAGUAAAAAAUUGUGGUGCCGCGGGACAAAACUUGGCCCAUGUCCUGUGUUUUCGACAAACACUACACAAGCUUUGCUCAAUGGGGUUGCAGUAGAUCAUCCACAGACUAAAUUUUUUGAAGUGGUUGCAGAAGACAUCAAAAUGAUGAAUAAAAAUCUUCAGUUGGUUAGUUUCUUGAUUUUUAUGUUUGAAAAUCAGAUUAUGAACUUUUGCCCAUUUAUAUAUUAGCAUGCAUGACUUCCAUAAGAUUUCUAUACUUAGUUUUGCUAAUCUUUCUAAAAAUUAC
Olea europaea var. sylvestris is the source of this 488-nucleotide messenger RNA. RefSeq lists its product as uncharacterized. Lineage: Eukaryota; Viridiplantae; Streptophyta; Magnoliopsida; Lamiales; Oleaceae. The record is from RefSeq and is a predicted model, not a curated record. The transcript has 2 exons. The coding region runs from base 53 to 430 and encodes 125 amino acids.